UCUGCCUCCAUCCUUCUCCGUCACAAUGAGUGGCUUCUUUGCCUCUCUGGACCCCCGGCGGGUGCAGUGGGGGGCUGCUUGGUAUGCCUUGCACUCCAGGAUCCUUCGCACUAAGCCCGUGGAGUCGAUGCUGGAAGGCACUGGAAGCACCACAUCUCAUGGGACCAAGUUGGCCCAGGUGCUCACCACGGUGGACCUCAUCUCCCUUGGGGUUGGCAGCUGUGUGGGCACUGGCAUGUAUGUGGUAUCUGGGCUGGUGGCAAAGGAGAUGGCAGGACCUGGUGUCAUUGUGUCCUUUAUCAUUGCAGCUGUGGCUUCUAUCUUAUCAGGUGUCUGCUAUGCUGAAUUUGGAGUUCGAGUUCCAAAGACUACUGGGUCAGCCUAUACCUACAGCUAUGUCACAGUGGGCGAGUUUGUGGCAUUUUUUAUUGGCUGGAAUCUGAUCCUGGAGUACCUGAUUGGCACCGCAGCAGGGGCCAGUGCCCUAAGCAGUAUGUUUGAUUCCCUGGCAAACCACACCAUCAGCCGCUGGAUGAUUGACAGCGUGGGGACUUUAAAUGGUCUGGGAAAAGGAGAAGAAUCAUACCCAGACCUGCUGGCCCUCGUCAUUGCUGUCAUUGUGACCAUCAUUGUUGCCCUUGGGGUGAAAAAUUCUGUGGGCUUCAACAAUGUUCUCAAUGUGCUCAACUUGGCCGUGUGGGUGUUUAUCAUGAUUGCUGGUCUUUUCUUCAUCAAUGGAAGCUACUGGGCUGAAGGACAGUUCCUGCCUCAUGGAUGGUCAGGGGUUCUCCAAGGAGCAGCAACUUGCUUCUAUGCCUUCAUUGGUUUUGACAUCAUCGCCACGACAGGAGAAGAAGCAAAGAAUCCCAACACAUCCAUUCCUUAUGCCAUCACCGCCUCCCUGGUCAUCUGCCUCACGGCGUAUGUGUCUGUGAGCGUGAUCUUGACCCUGAUGGUGCCCUAUUAUGCCAUUGACACCGAGUCCCCCCUCAUGGAGAUGUUUGUGGCCCACGGAUUCUAUGCUGCAAAAUUCAUUGUGGCCAUCGGCUCCGUUGCUGGCCUGACAGUCAGCCUGCUGGGGUCUCUCUUCCCAAUGCCCAGGGUCAUUUAUGCCAUGGCUGGUGAUGGGCUUCUCUUCAGAUUCCUGGCGCACGUCAGCUCCUACACAGAGACGCCAGUGGUGGCCUGCAUUGUGUCCGGCUUCCUAGCCGCUCUGCUCUCUCUCUUGGUCAGCCUGAGAGACCUGAUUGAAAUGAUGUCCAUUGGCACUCUGCUAGCCUAUACCUUGGUCUCAGUCUGCGUCCUGCUCCUCCGAUACCAGCCAGAGAGCGACAUUGAUGGUUUUGUUAAGUUCUUGUCUCAGGAGCACACCAAGAAUAAGGAAGGCGUUCUGGCUGAAUGUGAGAAGGAAGUUUGCUCUCCCGUGAGCGAAGGGGAAGAGUUUUCAGGCCCAGCUACAAAUACAUGUGGGGCCAAGAAUUUACCAUCCUUGGGAGACAAUGAGAUGCUCAUCGGGAAGUCGGACAAGUCUGCCUACAAUGUCAACCAUCCUAACUAUGGCACCGUGGAUAUGACGUCUGGCAUAGAGGCCGACGAGUCAGAAAAUAUUUACCUGAUCAAGCUCAAGAAGCUGAUUGGACCUCGCUACUAUACCCUGAGGAUCCGCCUUGGCCUUCCGGGCAAAAUGGACCGGCCCACGGCGGCCACUGGCCACACAGUGACUGUCUGUGUGCUCUUGCUCUUCACCCUUAUGUUCAUCUUCUGCUCCUUCAUCAUCUUUGGCUCAGAUUACAUCUCAGAGCAGAGCUGGUGGGCCAUCCUCCUGGUCAUCCUCAUGGUCCUGCUCAUUGCUGCCCUGGUGUUUGUGAUCUUACAGCAGCCAGAGAAUCCUAAGAAGUUGCCCUACAUGGCCCCCUGCCUCCCAUUCGUGCCUGCCUUUGCCAUGCUGGUGAAUAUCUAUCUCAUGCUAAAACUCUCCACCAUCACCUGGAUCCGGUUUGCUGUCUGGUGCUUUGUGGGUAUGCUUAUUUACUUUGGAUAUGGCAUAUGGAACAGCACGCUGGAAAUCAGUGCCAGGGAAGAGGCCUUGCACCAGAGCACCUACCAGCGCUACGACGUGGAUGAUCCCUUCGCAGUAGAGGAUGGUUUCUCCUACGGCCCGGAGGGUGAGGGCCAGCAGGACUGGGGAGGCGCAGCGGCCGAAGACAAAGGCUUCUAUUACCAGCAGAUGUCAGAGGCAAAGGAAAACAGCCGGACAAGUAGCAAACCGAAAAGCAAAGGCAAACACAAACAGAACUCGGAGGCCUUGAUUGCAAAUGAUGAGUUAGAUUACUCACCAGAGUAG
Vombatus ursinus (common wombat) is the source of this 2344-nucleotide messenger RNA. It is a transcript of the gene SLC7A14, whose product is annotated as solute carrier family 7 member 14. Lineage: Eukaryota; Metazoa; Chordata; Mammalia; Diprotodontia; Vombatidae. The transcript is spliced from 7 exons. Gene Ontology annotation, cellular component: plasma membrane. Bases 26 to 2344 code for a protein of 772 amino acids. Gene Ontology annotation, molecular function: amino acid transmembrane transporter activity. The record is from RefSeq and is a predicted model, not a curated record. Gene Ontology annotation, biological process: amino acid transport; transmembrane transport.